AUGCCUGAGCCAGCGAAGUCCGCACCUAAGAAGGGGUCCAAGAAGGCCGUUACUAAAACCGCUGUAAAGGGAGGUAAGAAGCGCAAGAGGUCCAGGAAGGAGAGCUAUGCUAUCUACGUCUACAAGGUCCUGAAGCAGGUUCAUCCUGACACCGGGAUUUCCUCUAAGGCCAUGGGGAUCAUGAACUCUUUCGUCAAUGAUAUUUUCGAGCGUAUCGCCGGUGAGUCCUCUCGUCUCGCUCACUACAACAAGCGCUCCACCAUCACAUCGAGAGAGAUCCAGACCGCCGUGCGUCUGCUGCUGCCCGGUGAACUCGCCAAACACGCCGUGUCUGAGGGAACAAAGGCCGUCACCAAGUACACCAGCUCCAAAUAAAUCUGUUGAAGCUUUCAACACCCCAAAGGCUCUUUUAAGAGCCACCCACUUUAUCAGAUA
This is a messenger RNA of Paramisgurnus dabryanus, 435 nucleotides long. RefSeq names its product histone H2B-like. The record is from RefSeq and is a predicted model, not a curated record. NCBI's taxonomy places the organism in Eukaryota, Metazoa, Chordata, Actinopteri, Cypriniformes, Cobitidae. Gene Ontology annotation, molecular function: protein heterodimerization activity; DNA binding; structural constituent of chromatin. Gene Ontology annotation, cellular component: nucleosome.